ACACACAAAUAAAAAAUUGAAACAAGAAUUGAAAUGGCAACACAACAUGAAUUGGAGCAUCCCAAUAAGGCCUUUGGUUGGGCAGCUAGAGACACUUCUGGUGUUCUUUCUCCUUUCAACUUCUCUAGAAGGGAAACAAGUGAAAAAGAUGUAGCGAUCAAAGUUUUGUAUUGUGGCAUAUGUCACUCUGAUCUCCACAUGGCCAAAAAUGAUUGGGGCAUAUCCACCUAUCCACUAGUACCCGGGCAUGAGAUAGUUGGAAUAGUGACAAAAGUGGGAAGCAAAGUAGAAAAGUUCAAAAUUGGAGAGAAAGUGGGUGUGGGCUUCAUGGUUGAUUCAUGUCGAUCAUGUCAAAAUUGUAGUGACAAUCUUGAAAAUUAUUGCCCUAAACCCUAUACACCCACAUCUGGUGGCAAGCAUAGUGAUGGAAGCAUAACAUAUGGAGGCUAUUCUGACUCAAUUGUUGUUGAUGAGCACUUUAUUGUUCACAUUUCUGAUGGUUUACCACUUGAAUCUGCUGCUCCACUCCUCUGUGCUGGUAUCACUGUUUAUAGUCCUCUUAAAUAUUUUGGACUCGACAAACCUGGUUUGCAUAUUGGUAUUGUUGGUCUUGGUGGACUUGGUCAUUUGGCUGUCAAGUUUGCCAAAGCUUUUGGUGCUUAUGUCACUGUCAUUAGUACUUCUCCCAACAAAGAGAAAGAAGCCUUGGAACACCUAGGUGCUGAUUCAUUUCUCGUAAGCCGUGACCAAGAUAAGAUGCAGGCUGCAAUGAACACAUUGGAUGGUAUUCUUGAUACAGUUUCAGGGGAUCAUUCCCUCUUACCUCUACUUGGAUUACUAAAGUCUCAUGGAAAACUUGUAAUGCUCGGUGUACCAACCAAGCCUCUCGAGAUCUCCGCUUUUCCUUUAAUUUUAGGGAGAAAAUUGGUAGCUGGAAGUGCAAUUGGAGGACUGAAGGAAACUCAAGAGAUGAUUGAUUUUGCAGCUAAGCACAAUGUAAAACCUGAUGUUGAAAUCAUUCCUAUGGAUUAUGUUAACACAGCAAUGGAACGACUACUCAAAGCCGAUGUUAAAUAUCGAUUUGUGAUUGACAUUGGAAACACUCUAAAACCAAGUUCUUAAAUUUUGCCCCACAUUCCCAUUUGUCAAAAAUAAAAGAAAUUGCAGAACUAUACUUUAUGUAGUUGGAGAUAUUUUCAAAUGAAUAUCACAAUUAAUGUUUUGUUUUCUUUAUUUAUUAAUAAUGUGCUCAUUUUAAGAUAUGAUAACA
This is a messenger RNA of Cicer arietinum (chickpea), 1270 nucleotides long. Its product is annotated as probable mannitol dehydrogenase. Gene Ontology annotation, molecular function: zinc ion binding; oxidoreductase activity, acting on the CH-OH group of donors, NAD or NADP as acceptor. Lineage: Eukaryota; Viridiplantae; Streptophyta; Magnoliopsida; Fabales; Fabaceae. The record is from RefSeq and is a predicted model, not a curated record.